Tilletiopsis washingtonensis is the source of this 864-nucleotide messenger RNA. RefSeq names its product mitochondrial carrier. The transcript is spliced from 5 exons. The coding region runs from base 1 to 864 and encodes 287 amino acids. Lineage: Eukaryota; Fungi; Basidiomycota; Exobasidiomycetes; Entylomatales. Gene Ontology annotation, molecular function: transmembrane transporter activity. The record is from RefSeq and is a predicted model, not a curated record. Gene Ontology annotation, biological process: transport.
AUGCAGUGCUCGCCAUACGGCACGUUCCGCGGUCCGCUCGACUGCCUGCUGCGCGUGCUUCGCAAUGAGGGCCUCUUUGGCCUCUACAAGGGCGCCGCGCUGCCGCUGCUGAGCUGGAGUGCCAGCGAUGCUCUUUUGAUGGGCAGCCUGCAUCAGUACCGCAUCGCCCUCUCGCGCGCGACGGAGACGGGCGAGGGGACCGGGAAGCGCCUGCCUACGUGGGGUCAUGCGCUCGCCGGCCUUGGCGCGGGCUCCACCAAUUCGAUCAUCACCGCUCCGGUCGAGCUCAUCAAGGCCAAGCUGCAGAUGCAGCAAGCCAGCCGCGUGAGCCUCCUCGGCUCGAGCUCGUCUGACAAGUCUGCGACUGUCGAGUUCAGCGGGCCGCGCGACUGCGCCAGACAAAUCGUCGCCAAGGACGGCGUCCGGGCGCUCUGGCGGGUGCUGCCGGCCACGCUCCUCUUCCGCGCAAACUUUGCAGUCAUGUUCUCCUCCUACGACGCACUCCAGUCGUACUUUGCGUCGCUGCGGGGCACGAGCUGGGAGCUCUCGUCCGGCGCAGCCACGUUCCUCUCCGGCGGCCUGGCGGCAGAGGCCUUCUGGCUCACGGCGUUCCCGUUCGACGUCGUGAAGAACCGCAUGAUGGCCGACUCGCUGCACAGCCCCAAGUACCCGACGAUGAAGUCGGCCUUCCUCAGUGUCUGGGACCAUCACGGCAAGGACGCGAGCCUCGCACGGCGCAUCCGGACCUACUACACGGGCUUCACGCCAUGCCUGCUGCGCGCCUUCCCAACGAAUGCCCUGGCGCUGCUGGCGUUCGAGGCGACGAUGAAGCUCAUGGGUGCGGAGAAGACGACGACCCAGUAG